AUGGCAUCCCUAAUGUACUUCAAUGGUGAAGGCGCCGGCCAAGUCUUCAGUGACCAGUGUCAUUACUCUCAAGCUGCCAUUGUUGGCGAUAUCGUCAAAUGCUCAGGACAGGGUGGUUGGACGAACGACGGUAGCCUGGACGGCAAAGAUUGGAAGGGACAAAUUGACAAUGCCUUUGACAACGUCGAUCGAGUGCUUCAGGCAGCGGGCCUAGUUGGUUGGGAGGACGUCUACCUUGUCCGAUCCUACAUGACGAAUAUCGGCGUGCAGUUCGAAUAUUUUGUCCAGAAGAUGCAGAAACGUAUUCCUGGACAUCGCCCUACCUGGACUGCUCUGGGUGUUUCGGGGCUUGCGCUUCCUGACAUGUCGAUUGAGAUCGAGGUUGAAGCAUAUCGGGGCAAGCAGUAG
Messenger RNA from Aureobasidium namibiae CBS 147.97, 408 nucleotides. RefSeq names its product YjgF-like protein. The record is from RefSeq and is a predicted model, not a curated record. The transcript has a single exon. Lineage: Eukaryota; Fungi; Ascomycota; Dothideomycetes; Dothideales; Saccotheciaceae. The coding region runs from base 1 to 408 and encodes 135 amino acids.